Molecule: messenger RNA, 1267 nt
Organism: Episyrphus balteatus (marmalade hoverfly)
Lineage: Eukaryota; Metazoa; Arthropoda; Insecta; Diptera; Syrphidae
Gene: sordd1
Product: E3 ubiquitin-protein ligase RNF185
Exons: 4
Coding region: 234-929 (231 amino acids)
Biological process (GO): ubiquitin-dependent protein catabolic process
Cellular component (GO): endoplasmic reticulum
Molecular function (GO): ubiquitin protein ligase activity; ubiquitin-like protein conjugating enzyme binding
Source: RefSeq, a predicted model, not a curated record
CUUAAAGGAAAAAAGGAGGAAGGGUUCGUAAACAAGAAAAAAGAACACGUACAAAAUCGCACUUGUUAAAUUAAUUCCAGUGCAGCGUAAUUUUUUUUUCCAUAUUACAAUUACAAGAAAUAUUCAACAAUAAAUUAACAAAUCGAAAAGUAUCACAUAUGAAAUCUAAAAUUCUUGAAAAAGCUUCAUAAAGUCAUUGAGCGAAUAAUUGAUUUCGGAGACAAAAUUUAACUAUGUCCAUUGAUUUCCCUUCACCAUCGGCACCUGAAGUGCCAAACACAGAAUAUACACCUUCGGCUUCGUCGUCGUCAUCAUCGUCAUCAAAUUUAUUGGGUUCGCAACCACCGCCAAUUGGAUUUAGAACAUUGAUUGGCAACGAAAAAGAGGCCACCACCUCGACUGAUGGGGCAACGGCUAAAGAUUCGACGAAUGAUAAGAACGAAGAGAAACGCGAUGACUCCAUGUUUGAAUGUAAUAUUUGCUUGGACACGGCUAAGGAUGCCGUAGUCAGCAUGUGCGGACAUUUGUUCUGCUGGCCAUGUUUGCAUCAGUGGUUGGAGACACGUCCAACGCGUAAACUUUGCCCAGUUUGCAAGGCUGCUAUUAGCAAGGAAAAGGUUAUUCCAUUAUAUGGUCGUGGAAGCACGAAGCAGGAAGAUCCCAGAAAUAAGGUGCCACCCAGGCCAGCUGGUCAACGAACUGAACCCGAACAUCAACAAGGUUUUCAAGGAUUUGGAUUUGGUGAUGGUUUUCAUAUGUCUUUUGGAAUUGGCGCUUUUCCGUUUGGCUAUUUUGCAUCUUCGUUCAAUUUUGGCGAGCCAAGGCCAGCAGCAAAUCGUGGAACCACACAGUACGAAGAUGAACAGCAGUUGUCCAAAUUAUUUUUAUAUUUAGCAUUUUUGUGCAUCGCAUGGCUUUUGUUUGCCUAGCGAGUUUUUGUUUCAAUCUAUUGUAGUCAGAUAUUGAAGUUCGCAUUCAAAAGAUAAUAAUCAUAAACAAAAAAACAAUUCUUUAUAAAUAUAUACAUAUACAUAAAUAAACGUUUUAAAUUGAAAAACAAGUUGCCUACGAAAGCAACAGUCCCAAGUACUUAAAAAUGUUACAGAAUUUUAACAAAAAAUCAAAGCUAGUCGAAACAAAAAUUUUUAUAAUUAAUUUAACCAGUGAUUUCUUUGUAAGAGGCCGGUUACAACGAUCAGCAAAACGCAUCAUUAAAAUUUGUCAUAAAUGGAUUAUAAACAUUAUCUAACAUAUUUUCAUAAACGAA